Messenger RNA from Rotaria sp. Silwood1, 651 nucleotides. Lineage: Eukaryota; Metazoa; Rotifera; Eurotatoria; Philodinida; Philodinidae. The record is from the annotation of a GenBank genome assembly.
AUGAUAAUAAGUGUUAUUUUUUGGUCAGGUUUUGCUUUUAUACCCGGUCAUUUACGUUCAACAAAUAUUGAACAUUUAUCAAUAACAACUGCUUAUAAACCAACUAUAUCUAAUCGUUCAUGGUUUAUUAAUCCAUCAAAUUUAGAUAUUAAAUAUAUUUUUAUAGCAUUACCAUUUGGUUUACUUGUAACAGCUCUAUUUUAUUUUGAUCAUAAUAUUUCAAGUUUAACAGCUCAAGCUAAACAUUAUCCAUUACGAAAACCAGCAGGAUUUCAUUGGGAUUUUUUUUUAUUAGGAUGUACAACAAUAAUAGCUGGUUUUCUUGGUUUACCAUAUCCAAAUGCACUUGUUCCACAAUGUGCUAUGCAUACAGAUGCACUUGUGAAAAUAAAAGAACAACGUUUAACAAAUACAUGUCAAAGUUUACUUUGUCUGAUUACAAUGACUGGUCCAUUUCUUAAAUGUUAUUCAUUAAUAUCUCGUGCUGUAUUAGCUGAUGUUUUUAUUGGUAUUGGUUGGGAUUCAGUUGAAGUUAAUACUAUAACAUAUCGAUUAUUACAUCUUAUACGUGAUCUUAAUCAUAUGAAAUUAGAUGAUUUAUUACUUCGACUUUCUCCUGCUGUUGGAUUUCCUAUACUUGUUUUACUUUGA